Messenger RNA from Lachancea lanzarotensis, 1683 nucleotides. RefSeq names its product LALA0S01e13520g1_1 (gene TPO1). The record is from RefSeq and is a predicted model, not a curated record. The coding region runs from base 1 to 1683 and encodes 560 amino acids. Lineage: Eukaryota; Fungi; Ascomycota; Saccharomycetes; Saccharomycetales; Saccharomycetaceae. Gene Ontology annotation, biological process: transmembrane transport. The transcript has a single exon. Gene Ontology annotation, molecular function: transmembrane transporter activity.
AUGUCCUCCCGUGAAUCCAGCGACUACGCAGAUCCCGUGCGCGAACUCGAGUUCGAGGGCAAGCCCAAUGACGUGGCCAGCAACGGCGCCGAUCCGGACCUCGAGCUAGAGCUUUCCCGCACCGGCACCAACGCCACGUCGGAGACUGAGGCCCGCAUCAACCGCCGCGUCUCGCGCAUUUUGACCGGCUCCCACAACGAGCCCGAGAAGGUCGGCGUCGACUACUCCAAUUGUCUACCCAUGGGCGGCGGCCGUCCGUACCCGCCCAUGCUUCCGGACCGGGAGCAGUUCGAGGUGGCGUUCGACGGACCCGAUGAUCCGCUCCACCCCUACAAUUGGCCCACCCGCAAGCGUGUGUUUCUGUGCGGUCUGUUGGGACUCAACUGUCUGGGCGUCAUCAUGGGCUCGUCCAUCUAUUCCUCGUCUAUCGAACAGAUCUGCAGAGACUACAAAGUGGCGCCGGUCGUGGCCAUUCUCGGUAUUACGCUGUACGUGUUUGGGUUUGCCGCCUCGCCCGUCGUGUAUGCGCCGCUUUCGGAGUUGUACGGCCGCCAAAUGCCGCUCAUCCUCUCAUCUUUCGGAUUCGUGUGUUUCUCGUUUGCCACAGCGGUCUCCAAAGAUCUGCAAUCCAUUCUAAUCACCCGUUUCUUCGCGGGCUUUGUGGGCGCUGCCCCGCUGGCCAUUGUGCCAGCGUGUAUGUUCGACAUGUUCAACACAGAGACUCGAGGCAAGGCAGUGACCAUCUUUGUUAUGGGAGUGUUCAUGGGCCCUAUUCUGGCGCCUGUGUACGGGUCGUACAUCACUCAGUACACAACGUGGAGGUGGACAGAAUACGUUAUUGGCAUCUACUCCGGAGUUAUUACUCUAAUCUUGCUGUUUACGUACGAAGAGACCCACCAUCCAAUGAUUUUGGUGGCCAAAGCGCGUCGUCUCAGAGAAACCACAGGCAAUUGGGGUAUUCGUGCCGCGCACGAAGACGCGCAGCUAUCGCUGCGCGAUAUCGUGCAGAAAACUGUUACCAGACCCAUCUACAUGCUGGCUACCGAACCCAUUCUGUUCUGCAUCACACUGUACCACGCGUUUGUGUACGGGAUCCUGUACUUGUUGCUGGAGGCAUAUCCAAUUGUGUUCGAGGGCAAAUACGGGUUCUACAAGAACGGAGAACUGCCCUACAUCGCAUUGUUGGUGGGAAUGGGUGUUAACGCCCUGUACAACGUCUACGAAGAGAAAAAUUACGUGGCCAAAGUGCGGGCCAAUGGCGGCAAACCGCUGCCGGAGGCCCGGCUCCGCACCAUGGUGAUCGCCGGCAUCGUUUUCCCGAUCGGGAUUCUGUGGUUCUGCUGGACCGGUAAUUACCCACAUAAGGUGCAUUAUAUGGUUCCCACAGUAGCCGGCUCGUUCAUUGGGUUCGGGCUGAUCGGAAUCUUUCUACCGUGCUUCAACUAUAUCAUCGACUGUUACCUGUUUUUGGCAGCGUCCGCCAUUGCCGGUAACACAUUUAUGCGGUCCUCGUUUGGUGCGUCAUUCCCGCUAUUUGCAGGGUUCAUGUUUGAUAACAUGGGCGUAAACUGGGCCGGGCUGUUGCUGGGACUGUUUGCGCUGUGCAUGGUGCCCGUGCCGCUGUUGCUGAUGAAAUACGGCAAGGAGUUGAGACAGAAGUCCAAGUUUGCGUUUGUGCUGUGA